GUAGCUCUCGAUCAUUGUGGCGAACUUGGAUUGUAGCUACAAUACACGGUACCUACAAGCUCCGCCUCAUCUGAAUCUAGCACGGUGAGAUUAUGGUACAUUGCAGUUUCGAGCAUAUACGGUCUUCAUAAGACCUACAACUUCUUGUACGGAAUGCCUUACUUCCACUUUGCCAUGGACCCAAGACGGCAACCUGCUCCGUCAGAGGCAGAGGAGGAUAAACAAGACCAACCAUCGGGAAACCAGGUUUCAGAUCGCAUUCGUAUCAAGAAUCGACGAAAGCGAUAUCUUGACACACACCCCGAAUACUUUGGCGCGUCUCUGGAGCUUGCUGAUCCUUUGCUCUACGACCGGUUGAUUCGCCGAUUCCAAUCUACCACGGAGAGAGAAGAGGAAGGCCGACAAAAGGGAUACUCUGGCGUUCUCGAAGCAGACCUACUCCGCGCCGAAGCGAAGAUCUCCGCCAUUGCCAACCCCGACCCAAACUCCAUUUUUACAUACCGACGCGGUCCCGAUGGCGAAAUCCUUGCCGAGGAAGCCGAUGAGGUGCCCGACACCAAAGAGGACGGACAAGAACGAUGGCGCUACGAGAUGGAGCAACGGUUCUUGAGAGGGGAUGAUAACGACUUCGACUACGACACCGUGGACGAGAACGAAGACUUGGAUGAUUGGGCAGAGGAAGAUCGGCAGCGUCAGGAAGAAUACUUCGACAAAGAAGAGCCGCACUGGGCCGUCGAUGAUGGCCGAACCAUUAUUGGCGAGACUGGAAUUCAAGAUUUCUAAAUGAUUGCCGCAAUGGGCCAUCUUGUGUAACACGAGCUCUCCGCGUCCAGCCAUGUCCGCAUUCAGAGGAUUUCGGUUGCGAUUCCACGGGACAAAGACGGAUUUGUUUGCAGGACAUCGAGAAUGGGA
Eremomyces bilateralis CBS 781.70 is the source of this 912-nucleotide messenger RNA. RefSeq lists its product as uncharacterized. Bases 154 to 783 code for a protein of 209 amino acids. The record is from RefSeq and is a predicted model, not a curated record. The transcript is spliced from 2 exons. NCBI's taxonomy places the organism in Eukaryota, Fungi, Ascomycota, Dothideomycetes, Eremomycetales, Eremomycetaceae.